Cuscuta campestris is the source of this 875-nucleotide messenger RNA. The record is from the annotation of a GenBank genome assembly. Lineage: Eukaryota; Viridiplantae; Streptophyta; Magnoliopsida; Solanales; Convolvulaceae.
AAAAACACCCCUCGUGGGCCACCACCACCGGCUCCUCCGCCCUCCCAUAAAUACUCCACUCUCCCAUUCCGUUCCCUCCCUUUCCCUCUCCGAUCACACUCCCCGCACCGUGUAGCUACUUUUCCGGCCAUGUUGUCCGCUUUUCCGGCGACAUUUGACCCUUUUUUCUCAAGCCCAUUCCCUGAUUUCCCAUGGGAUUCAGCCUUCGACGACCUCCAACCAGAUGAACCGGCGGCGUUUCUUUUGCCCACACUAGAACCGCCGCCUCUUCUCUUGCCGCCCAUACAAGAUCCGCCGCCCCUUCUCUUGCCCAAACCAGAACCGGUUUCACAAGAACCGGGUCUGUCCAAUUCCGAAUACUCCGAUGAGAAACCGAACCUUAUUAAAUCCGACGAGAACUCGAUCUCCGGUUCAGAUGAAGGGAACCGGAAAAGGGGCGCAAGCUCCCGGUCCGGUUCGGAGAUGGACGAGCGAAAGCGGAGGCGAAUGAUCUCGAACCGCGAGUCGGCACGCCGGUCGCGGAUGAGAAAACAAAAGCACCUGGAGAACCUGAAGAACCAAGUGAACCGGCAGAGAGAGAUGAACCGGGUUCUCUUGGACCGGCUCCGGACCGCCACGGUCCAGUUCCAGCAAGUCGAGGCGGAGAACAAACAGCUCGUGGCGGAGUCGUCCUUUCUCCGGCAAAGACUGUGGGACGUCCGGCAGGUUUUGAUGCUCCGGCAACUUCAACGGCCGCAGCUCUCUUCCUCAUCGUCAUCAUCUGCAUGGCCGUACAGUUACGACGUGGAACAACAAACAAUGUCAUCGUUAAUAACAUGAUGACCAUAUAAACAAAUCUAUAUAUAAAUAUGAAGAAAUGAAGUGAUUAAGUGGAU